AUGGCUCUGAAUAUGAGCUGCUGUUGGAAAGUCCUUCUGCUCUCUUUCCUCCUCAUAUGUGUCAAUGGACAAAAAAGGCCAUCUUUCAUGGUGACGUUUCCUGCUCUGAUUGAGUCGGGAUCUGAGGCCAAACUGUGUGCAAGUCUUCUCAAGCCCAAUGAAAGCCUUGUCAUGAACAUUCAUCUUGUUCAUGGAAACCAGAGCACGUUACUGCUGCAGGAGAAAGCAGAGGAAGAGUUUCACCGCUGCUUUAACUUCAAGGCUCCUCUGGUCGAAGCAGAAUCAGUGCAGAAUAUAAAGGUAGAACUUCACGGAAAGGCUUUCAAGAUGACCGAAGAGAGAAAAGUCAUGUUCAAGCCUUACCAUCCUCCGACCUUUAUCCAGACUGAUAAACCCAUCUAUAAUCCAGGACAGACAGUAAACUUCAGAGUUGUUUCCAUGGAUACAAACUUUGCACCCCUUGUUCAGCAGUAUAGUAGAGUGGAUCUUGAAGACAGUAAAGGUAACCGGAUUGGUCAAUGGACAAAUGUUUCUUCACCAAGGUGGAUUUUGCAGCGUUCUUAUGAAUUAAACCCCGAGGCCCGUGAAGGCAUGUACAAACUGAAGGCUUUUAUUAGUGACUGGAUGAUCUCACAUGGUUUUGAGGUGAAAAAGUAUGUUUUGCCUAAGUUUGAAGUUACUGUAAAAAGCCCGAAUAAAUUAAAUUUUGAAGAAGAGGAACUGAUAAUUGAGGUUUGCGGAAAAUAGACGUACGGACAGCCCGUAGCUGGUAAAUCAUGGGUGAAAGUGUGCCGUGAUCAUUCCCAGUCCCAUCAUUUUCUUUACCACUUCCAUCAAUUCACUCCAGUGUGUUUAGAGGAAACCAUUGAGAAAAAGACAGGCUGUGCCAUCCAUACCUUAGAUACAUCAGUCUUUCUGAACACCACACUAAAGGCUGUCCUGCAGAAUUCCCUUCAUGUUGAGGCAGUGCUGACGGAAGAAGGAACAGAGAUCACCAUGAGACAAUCUAAAUUUGUAUCUCUUACUUAUGAAAUUGGUAACGUCACAUUUAUUGACCUUCCCAAAACAUAUGAACACGGAUCAGUUAUAGAAGGAAAAAUCAAACUCUCAAAUUUAAAAGGCGCACCAAUUCAAAACAAACAGGUUUAUCUUAUAGAGGAUAAAAGUUGGACGAAACUGCUCCUAAAUCUCACGACAGACAGCGAUGGACUGGCCAGCUUCUCUCUCAAUACAUCCAGUCUUUCUGAAAAGGAUAUUGACCUAAUUGCAAGUGUCUAUCAAGGGGGGCGUUUUUAUGACCACAACAGGCCUUACAUCUCUGCGGAUAAAAAAACAGUUCAGCUCCAUCCUGUUCCAUAUCCACACAAUCCAACAAGUGAACUGAGUAUAGAGAAUACUGAGCAGCCAUUAAAGUGUGACUCUGAGUUUACAGCCACCAUCAAGUAUUCCUUUCUUGGAGAGACAGUUGAAGACUUCAAAACUGACAUUGUCUAUAUGGUCUUGUCCAGAGGAGUGAUCGUUCAUCAUGGAUAUGAGAAGGUUGAAGUGAAAUCUUCUAAUGGAGUAGCAAGAGGCACGGUGUCAUUCAAACUGUCUGUUGGUGGAUAUCUGUCUCCUGUAAUGCAGAUUCUGGCGUACUGUGUUCUGCCCAGUGAAGAUGUUGUUGCUGGUAGCAGAAAUUUCGACACUGAAAAGUGUUUCAAAAACAAGGUGUCUCUGAAGUUUUCUCCUGCUAAAGCAGUUCCUGGUGAGAAAAACACUCUCCAGCUCUCAGCUCAGCCUGGUUCGCUGUGUGGCCUCAGUGCUAUAGAUCAGAGCAUCCUGAUCCUGAAGUCUGGAGAACGCCUGGAUACUGACAAGAUCUUCAACCUGCUGCCAGUGCAGUCGAGGUCAGAUUUUCCUUACGCUGUUGAAGAUGAGCAGGAGCAGGAGUGUCUGCACAUGAGACCCCAUCAACAUGUGCCGACAGGCAAAGCCUAUGAAUCCUUGAAGAGUGUGGGAUUGAAGAUGGCAACAAAUUUGGUUGUGCGAGUCCCUCGGUGUCUGUCAUACAGUGGCUAUACGCUAGGCUUCCCUCUGGACACCAUCACCUUCAUCUCCCUGGUCACCAUCAUCUGCACCUCCCUGGACUCCUGCACCUCGCCUCCUCCCGGAUCGCUCGUCAUCAUGGCUCUGAAUAUGAGCUGCUGUUGGAAAGGGCUCCUUCUGCUCUCUUUCCUCCUGAUAUGUGUCAAUGGACAAACAAGGCCAUCUUUCAUGGUGACAUUUCCUGCUGUGAUUGAGUCGGGAUCUGAGGCCAAACUGUGUGCAAGUCUUCUCAAGCCUAAUGAAAGCCUUGUCAUGAACAUUCAUCUUGUUCAUGGAAACCAGAGCAUGUUACUGCUGCAGGAGAAAGCCGAGGAAGAGUUUCACCGCUGCUUUAACUUCAAGGCUCCUCUGGUCGAAACAGAAUCAGUGCAGAAUAUAAAGGUAGAACUUCAUGGAAAGGCUUUCAAGAUGACUGAAGAGAGAAAAGUCAUGUUCAAGCCUUACCAUCCUCUGACCUUUAUCCAGACUGAUAAACCCAUCUAUAAUCCAGGACAGACAGUAAACUUCAGAGUUGUUUCCAUGGAUACAAACUUUGCACCCCUUGUUCAGCAGUAUAGUAGAGUGGUUCUUGAGGACAGUCAAGGUAACCGGAUUGGUCAAUGGACAAAUGUUUCUUCACCAAGGUGGAUUUUGCAGCGUUCUUAUGAAUUAAACCCAGAUGCCCGUGAAGGCAUGUACAAACUGAAGGCUUUUAUUAGUGACUGGAUGAUCUCACAUGGUUUUGAGGUGAAAAAGUAUGUUUUGCCUAAGUUUGAAGUUACUGUAAAAAGCCCAAAUAAAUUAAAUUUUGAAGAAGAGGAACUGAUAAUUGAGGUUUGCGGAAAAUACACGUACGGACAGCCCGUAGCUGGUAAAUCAUGGGUGAAAGUGUGCCGUGAUAUGUCCCAUCGUUUUCUUUACCACUUCCAUCAAUUCACUCCACUGUGUUUAGAGGAAACCAUUGAGAUAAAAAAGACAGGCUGUGCCAUCCAUACCUUAGAUACAUCAGUCUUUCUGAACACCACACUAAAGGCUGUCCUGCAGAAUUCCCUUCAUGUUGAGGCAGUGCUGACGGAAGAAGGAACAGAGAUCACCAUGAGACAAUAUAAAUUUGUAUCUCUUACUUAUGAAAUUGGUAAAGUCACAUUUAUUGACCUUCCCAAAACAUAUGAACAUGGAUCAGUUAUAGAAGGAAAAAUCAAACUGUCAAAUUUAAAAGGCGCACCAAUUCAAAACAAACAGGUUUAUCUUAUAGAGAUAAACAGUUGGACUUCGAAACUGCUCCUAAAUCUCACGACAGACAGCGAUGGACUGGCCAGCUUCUCUCUCAAUACAUCCAGUCUUUCUGAACAGGAUAUUGACCUAAUUGCAAGUGUCUAUCAAAGGGGGCGUUUUUAUGACCACAACAGGCCUCACAUCUCUGCAGAUAAAAAAACAGUUCAGCUCCUCCAUCCUGUUGCAUAUCCUGUUCCAUAUCCACACAAUCCAACAAGUGAACUGAUUAUAGAGAAUACUAAGCAGCCAUUAAAGUGUGACUCUGAGUUUACAGCCACCAUCAAGUAUUCGUUUCUUGGAGAGACAGUUGAAGACUUCAAAACUGACAUUGUCUAUAUGGUCUUGUCCAGAGGAGUGAUCGUUCAUCAUGGAUAUGAGAAGGUUGAAGUGAAAUCUUCUAAUGGAGUAGCAAGAGGCACGGUGUCAUUCAAACUGUCUGUUGGUGGAUAUCUGUCUCCUGUAAUGCAGAUUCUGGCGUACUGUGUUCUGCCCAGUGAAGAUGUUGUUGCUGGUAGCAGAAAUUUCGACACUGAAAAGUGUUUCAAAAACAAGGUGUCUCUGCAGUUUUCUCCUGCUAAAGCAGUUCCUGGUGAGAAAAACACUCUCCAGCUCUCAGCUCAGCCUGGUUCGCUGUGUGGCCUCAGUGCUAUAGAUCAGAGCAUCCUGAUCCUGAAGUCAGGAGAACGCCUGGAUACUGACAAGAUCUUCAACCUGCUGCCAGUGCAAUCGAGGUCAGAUUUUCCUUACGCUGUUGAAGAUGAGCAGGAGCAGGAGUGUCUGCACGUCAGACCCCGUCGACAUGUGCCGACAGACAAAGCCUAUGAAACCUUAAAGAGAGUGGGAUUGAAGAUGGCAACAAAUUUGGUUGUGCGAUUCCCUCGGUGUCUGUCAUACAGAGGCUUGAUGUUUCACCCACUCCUUAUAGCUUCUGCUGCAGAGCCUCCAGGAGGGUCUUUUUCAUUGCAAACUGAUUUUGGUGCUGGUUAUUUUAUAACCACUGACAGUUAUUCUCCAGUAGUUACGGUUCGCUCCGUCUUUCCAGAAACCUGGAUCUGGGAACUUGUUGAAGUGGGGGACUCUGGAUCAGCUCAGAUUCCUGUCACGGUUCCUGACACCAUCACUUCUUGGGAGACGGAGGCCUUCUGUCUGUCCUCCAAAGGUCUGGGUCUGGCUCCUCCUGCUCAGCUGACAGUUUUCCAGCCCUUCUUCCUGGAGCUCUCUCUGCCUUACUCCAUCAUCCGUGGGGAGAUCUUUGAGCUGAAGGCCACUGUCUUUAACUAUCUGUCCAAGUGCAUCAUGGUUAAAGUGACUCCAGCUCCUUCAUCAGACUACACUCUCAAAGCCUCCUCUGAUGAUCAGUAUUCAUCCUGUCUAUGUGCUGCUGGAAGAAAAACCUUUAAAUGGAUCCUCAGUCCUUCUGUUCUUGGAGUCUUGAAUAUCACUGUCAGUGCGGAGGCAGAGGUGUCCCAGACUGUGUGUGACAAUGAGAUUGUGACCGUCCCAGAGAGAGGACGCAUUGACACGGUCACACGAAGUCUGCUUGUACAGGCGGAAGGAACUGAAAAGACUGAGACUCACAGCUGGUUACUGUGUCCAAAGGGUGACACUCUCUCAGAGGAAGUGGCUCUGACCCUCCCUAAAGAUGUGAUAGAGGGAUCAGUCAGAUCCUCUGUUUCAGUCAUUGGAGACAUAUUGGGUCGGGCGCUGAGGAAUCUUCACGGAUUAUUACGGAUGCCGUACGGCUGUGGAGAACAAAACAUGGCUGUUCUUUCUCCCAAUAUUUACAUACUGCAGUAUCUGGAGAACACGGAGCAGCUCACCUCAGCCAUCCGAGAGACAGCCACAGGCUUCCUGAAGAGCGGAUACCAGAGACAAAUGAACUACAGGCAUUUUGAUGGAUCAUACAGCACAUUUGGUAAUGGUGAUGGGAAUACAUGGUCGACUGCCUUUGUGCUGAGGUCCUUUGGCAGAGCACAGAAAUACAUAUUUAUCGAUCCAAACAUUAUUCAGAGUGCAAAGGAAUGGUUAAUAAACAGACGGGAUUCAGACGGCUGUUUUCUCCAACAGGGAAGACUGUUCAACAACAGAAUGAAGGGUGGAGUCAAUGAUGAGGCAACCAUGACUGCCUACAUUACUGCAUCAUUGCUUGAACUGGAAACUCCAGUCACAGAUCCUGUCAUCAGUGAAGGUUUGUCAUGCUUGAGGUCUGUCAUUGCAGAUGUCAGAAACACUUACACCACUGCUCUGCUCGCCUACACUUUCAGUCUGGCUAGAGACACGCUCACUCGACAGCAGCUUUUCAAGAAACUGGAGGAAGUUGCUAUUUCAGACGGGUCUCUCCUCCACUGGUCUCAGUCUGCAUCUGCUGAUGACUCCGAGUCUCUGGCAGUGGAGAUCAGCUCAUAUGUGCUGCUAGCCGUUCUCACUGCAGAUUCAGUCACCACAGCUGAUCUUGGCUAUGCUGACAGGAUUGUCAGGUGGCUUGUGAAGCAGCAGAAUGCCAAUGGAGGAUUCUCCUCCACACAGGACACAGUGGUGGCUCUUCAGGCUCUGUCUUUGUACGCCACAAAAGUGUUCAGCUCUGACAGCUCCAGCACAGUGACUGUACAGUCAGCAGGAGACACUCACCACUUUGAUGUCAAUCAGGACAACAAGUUACUGUACCAGGAGAAGCAGCUGCAGAACGUUCCAGCCAAAUACAGCAUUGAAGUGAAGGGCUCGACCUGUGUGUCUGUGCAGAUGGCCCAGUUCUACAACAUUCCCACUCCUACUGAAGCUAAAACAUUGAGCAUUGAUGCUAAGAUUGAGGGAAAUUGCAAAACAUUGCGACAAAAUUUCAUUUUGAAGUUCACUGUCAAAUAUGAUGGUAUUCAGGAAAGGACUAACAUGGCCAUUGUGGAUAUUAAACUCUUAUCUGGAUUCACAGCUGAGACAUCACAGCUUGGAAGUUCUUCCAGAAUAUACAAAUCUCUUGUGGAAAGAAUCGAUUCUAAAAAAGGUCAUGUCAUAGUUUAUUUGAAGGAGAUCCCACAAAACAUUCCAAUGAAUUACCAGAUACAAAUAAAACGGGUUCAUACAGUGAAGAAUCUCAAGCCAGCUGUGGUCAAAGUGUAUGAUUACUACCUAACAAGUGACCAGUCAGAGGGAGAGUACUCCUUCCACUGUUAAUGAAGUGCAUCAGCCAUGACAAAGAUGUUUGAAAACUCUAAAGUUUAAAAUCAUUAUGUUCAUUCUUUAUCCUGGACAAAAUUAUUUCCAAUAGCCCAAAUUUGAACAAACCCCCAAAUCAGUUUUUGGCCAACUUGACUAAUGAAUUCUCAAUGCAUAUGAUUAAUAAAAGUGAUGAAAACAA
Molecule: messenger RNA, 6694 nt
Organism: Megalobrama amblycephala (Wuchang bream)
Lineage: Eukaryota; Metazoa; Chordata; Actinopteri; Cypriniformes; Xenocyprididae
Product: pregnancy zone protein-like
Cellular component (GO): extracellular region
Molecular function (GO): endopeptidase inhibitor activity
Source: RefSeq, a predicted model, not a curated record